AUGGGCCACACCGGCUGGCAGGGCAAAGGGCUGAAUUCUCCACACAAAAGGACCAUCCUGUUGUCACCCACCAACCUGUCCCCCUGCCAGGGCUUGUCCCUGCUCAGCCCCCAGCCGCGCGCGUGCCUUGCAGAGUCUCACCAGAAGAGGGAACAGUUUGGAGAGCUCCUGACGUCAGGCUGGAAUUCCUUUUGUGCUCCUGACGGCUCGCCGGAGCCCAAGUUCGCUCCGCGCGCUCCUCCCGGCUGCGGGGGGCCGGCCGCCCGCACUCGCCCGGCGCGGGGGGCGCCCGCGGGGCCGCGGCAGCUCGGAGACCCCCGCGCCGCCCGCGCGCCCCGGCGGAGGACCGAGCCCGCCGCGCGCCCGGAGCGCCUUCCCGCGGGAAGCCGAGCCCGGCGGCGGAUCGCGCGGCCGGGGGGCCGGGGUGAGUGCCCGGGGCGGGACCCGCGACCGCGAGAGCCGCCCCGCGCCCCGCCCGCCCGCGCGCCCCGGCGCCCGGAUGCCCGCGCGGAGCCCCGCCGGGCGCUCGCCUCCCCCGCGGCGCGCCCCGGCCCGCGGCUGCCGCCCGUGACCGCCCCCCGCGCGCGCGGCGCCCACCCGGCUUCCCUCGAGGGCCGGCCGCGCUCCCGGGACCCCCGCAUCGCCGGCCGCGGCUGCAGGCCCGAGCCCGAGCCCGAGCCCCAGCCCGAGCCCCAGCCCGAGCCCGGCAGCCAGGACUCCCGGGCGGGCGACGACAUCGAGAUCGUCGUCAACGUGGGGGGCGUGCGGCAGGUGCUGUACGGAGACCUGCUCAGCCGGUACCCCGAGACGCGGCUGGCGGAGCUCAUCCACUGCCUGGCGGGGGGCUACGACACCAUCUUCUCCCUGUGCGACGACUACGACCCGGGCAAGCGCGAGUUCUACUUCGACCGCGACCCCGACGCCUUCAAGUGUGUCAUCGAGGUGUACUACUUCGGGGAGGUGCACAUGAAGAAGGGCAUCUGCCCCAUCUGCUUCAAGAACGAGAUGGACUUCUGGAAGGUGGACCUCAAGUUCCUCGACGACUGCUGCAAGAGCCACCUGAGCGAGAAGCGCGAGGAGCUGGAGGAGAUCGCGCGCCGCGUGCAGCUCAUCCUGGACGACCUGGGCGUGGACGCGGCCGAGGGCCGCUGGCGCCGCUGCCAGAAGUGCGUCUGGAAGUUCCUGGAGAAGCCCGAGUCGUCGUGCCCGGCGCGGGUGGUGGCCGUGCUGUCCUUCCUGCUCAUCCUCAUCUCCUCCGUGGUCAUGUGCGUGGGCACCAUCCCCGAGCUGCAGGUGCAGGACGCCGAGGGCAACCGCGUGGAGCACCCGACGCUGGAGAACGUGGAGACGGCGUGCAUCGGCUGGUUCACGCUGGAGUACCUGCUGCGCCUCUUCGCCUCGCCCAACAAGCUGCACUUCGCCCUGUCCUUCAUGAACAUCGUGGACGUGCUGGCCAUCCUGCCCUUCUACGUGAGCCUCACGCUCACGCACCUGGGCGCGCGCAUGAUGGAGCUGACCAACGUGCAGCAGGCGGUGCAGGCCCUGCGCAUCAUGCGCAUCGCGCGCAUCUUCAAGCUGGCCCGCCACUCGUCGGGGCUGCAGACCCUCACCUACGCCCUCAAGCGCAGCUUCAAGGAGCUGGGGCUGCUGCUCAUGUACCUGGCCGUGGGCAUCUUCGUCUUCUCUGCCCUGGGCUACACCAUGGAGCAGAGCCACCCGGAGACCCUGUUUAAGAGCAUCCCGCAGUCCUUCUGGUGGGCCAUCAUCACCAUGACCACCGUGGGCUACGGAGACAUCUACCCCAAGACCACGCUGGGCAAGCUCAACGCGGCCAUCAGCUUCCUGUGCGGGGUCAUCGCCAUCGCCCUGCCCAUCCACCCCAUCAUCAACAACUUCGUCAGGUACUACAACAAGCAGCGGGUCCUGGAGACCGCGGCCAAGCACGAGCUGGAGCUGAUGGAGCUCAACUCCAGCGGUGCCGGGGAGGGCAAGGCAGGGGGCUCCCGCGGUGACCUGGACAACCUCCCGCCCGAGCCUGCCAGCAAGGAGGGCCCGAGCUGGAGCAGCCGCCUGAAGAUCUCCCACAGCGACACCUUCAUCCCCCUCCUGACCGAGGAGAAGCACCAUAGGACCCGGCUCCAGAGCUGCAAGUGACGGGCAUCGAGGCCCGGAGGACGGUGGGACGGGUGUGACGAGCCAGGCAGGGACUGCCCGGAGGGACUGAACUUUGCCCCCCAACCCUCUCCUGAACAGGACUCUGAAGGCCCCCUUGGGCUCCUGUGAUGAGGCUGGGUAAGACCCCUUUGUGUUGUCCAGGAGCGGGGUGAGGGAGGGGUGUCCGGAGGUCACGGGCAGCACGGGCGAUGGAGGCCACGGCCUGGCGGACGGCAGGAGCCUCACCCAGUUCUGUAUCCCCUUCAAUAAAGCCUCCUGCUCCGUGCACCC
Talpa occidentalis (Iberian mole) is the source of this 2445-nucleotide messenger RNA. It is a transcript of the gene KCNF1, whose product is annotated as potassium voltage-gated channel modifier subfamily F member 1. Gene Ontology annotation, molecular function: voltage-gated potassium channel activity. NCBI's taxonomy places the organism in Eukaryota, Metazoa, Chordata, Mammalia, Eulipotyphla, Talpidae. The coding region runs from base 1 to 2154 and encodes 717 amino acids. The transcript is spliced from 3 exons. Gene Ontology annotation, cellular component: membrane; voltage-gated potassium channel complex. The record is from RefSeq and is a predicted model, not a curated record. Gene Ontology annotation, biological process: protein homooligomerization; potassium ion transmembrane transport.